AUGGGCAAUUGGAUCUUGGCCAUCUCGCGCAAGUCAACGAACCAUGGCUCCUUUUCCAGGUUGAUCGUGCCAUACGCGCUACUGUUGGUGUCAUGGCUGGGUGUAGUAGAGUCGAUGCGACCCAGUCGCAUCGCCGAUUUAAGACAAGACACGGUAGAUAUGUUCUACCACGGCUUCGAUAACUAUAUGAAGAUUGCGUUUCCCGAAGAUGAGUUACGGCCCGUGUCUUGUACUCCAUUAACUCGAGAUCCCCUCAAUCCGAGAAACAUUGCGCUUAAUGACGUCCUCGGGAAUUAUUCCUUGACCCUUAUCGACAGUCUCUCGUCCCUAGCUAUCCUUGCCUCCGCGCCCCCCGAUAGUCAAAAUACCGGACCCAAAGCCCUUAGCGAAUUCCGAGACGGUGUUGCCGCGUUGGUUGCACAAUACGGAGACGGACGGUCCGGUCCCUCGGGCCAAGGUGCCCGCGGUCGAGGUUUUGAUGUUGAUAGUAAAGUUCAAGUCUUUGAAACCGUAAUAAGGGGUGUUGGUGGAUUGUUAAGUGCCCACCUAUUUGCCGUCGGAGAUCUGCCUAUUGCUGGUUAUGAACCCCGGAGGAUAGUUGACGAUGAUGAUGACAUCGAAGAACAUCCUAUACCCUGGCCAAAUGGUUUCAAAUAUAACGGGCAAUUGUUGCGGCUUGCCCUCGAUCUUGCCCAGCGCUUGCUCCCGGCAUUCUAUACUCAAACCGGGUUACCCUAUCCACGUGUUAAUCUCCGUCACGGAAUACCGUUCUACUUGAACUCGCCGCUUCACACUAAAUCCAACCUAGACCCGAAGCCCCCCGAGGACCCUGAAAUCACGGAAACGUGUAGCGCCGGGGCAGGUAGUUUGGUGCUCGAGUUCACCGUACUGAGUCGUCUUACUGGAGACCCAAGGUUUGAGCAAGCAGCCAAGAGGGCUUUCUGGGCCGUCUGGUCAAGGAGAAGCAAUAUUGGCCUUAUUGGGGCUGGUGUGGAUGCUGAAGGAGGACAUUGGAUCGGGGGUUUCUCUGGUAUCGGCGCAGGAAUUGACAGCUUCUUCGAAUAUGCUUUGAAGACUCAUAUCCUGUUGUCAGGCCAUGAGCUGCCUAACCGAACAAUGCCUCUUACUCCCGAUGAAGAUGGGCUCGACCCAAAUCAAAUCUACCGUCCGCUCUCAGACGAAGAUAACUCUCCUGACUCUUUCCUACAAGCCUGGCAUCAUGCUCAUGCUGCCAUUAAGCGACACCUUUACUCUGGUCUCCAUCACCCACAUUAUGUAAAUGCGCAUAUGUCUACUGGAUCUCCACAGGCGUACUGGAUCGAUAGUCUAGGUGCCUAUUACUCUGGUUUGUUGGCCCUGGCUGGAGAACUUGAUGAAGCCAUCGAGACCCAUUUAGUUUACUCGGCUCUUUGGACGCGGUAUUCCGCUCUUCCUGAGCGAUGGUCUGUCCGUGAUGGCAACGUCGAGGGUGGUCUUGGGUGGUGGCCUGGCCGGCCGGAGUUCAUCGAAUCUACCUAUCACCUGUACCGCGCCACUCGGGACCCUUGGUAUCUAUAUGUAGGUGAAAUGGUACUAAGAGAUAUCAAGAGGCGAUGCUGGACAAAAUGCGGUUGGUCUGGUUUGCAGGAUGUACGCACCGGAGAGAAGAGCGACCGAAUGGAGAGUUUCUUCCUCGGAGAGACCGCCAAAUACUUGUAUCUGCUAUUCGACCCAGAUCACCCAUUGAACCAGCUUGAUGCUUCUUACGUAUUUACUACGGAAGGACAUCCACUGAUUAUCCCUCGAAAGAAAACUCGCCGUUCAGUGCCUAAACAAACAACAGAAAAGGCCAUCCAGCCUUACUUCAAUGCUCAUUUCACAAAUACAUGUCCGCGCCCACCUAUUCUCCCUCCAAUAUCUGGCUCCGCUGCUGCUGCAAGGCCGGACCUUUACAAUGCGGCCACUCUAAUUCGACUCCAUCAAAUCCCCAAUAUUCAUAGCACUCUAGAAGACCCGAUCGCGAAGCUGGGCGGAUCUGAAGGACAGACAAAACCUUCAGAAAACCCGAGAGAAAAUUAUACAUACUUUCCCUGGACCUUACCUCCUUAUAUGCUUCCGACGGACGGGAUUUGUGCCGUAACUAGGCAGGCUCAAACCUCGGUCAUCGAAUUCCCGUCCAAUGCCCAACAAUCCGUCGGUAGUGCGUUCAAUAUUAUGUUCGGCGGACAUAACCUCGUCCGCAUGGGAAGUGAAGGUAUUAUGAUCAAUAGUCUUUCUGGUCUGAAGCUAGCCCUCCUCAUGGAAGAACCGCCGGAGACGUCUGAACGAGCCUGGAGAGUCUAUAGUAUUGGCAAUCUACCACUAGGCCGUGACGAAAAAGUCUUCAUUUCCCGCGAUGUCCUCGAGGAUAUGUCCGACCCCCUCUUCCACCGCGUCCGCGACUCCGUCAUUGUCGAUCUUCUCGUACAGACCGAGAUUCCUCAAGAACCACCCCAGCAACACCAUAACUCUACGUCCGACGAACCGGAAACUCCAUUCGAAGCCCAGGCUAUUGAACUAGACGCCGACGUUGGCAGCACUAACUUAUUCUCCUCAUUCCUACAGCAAAUCACAUCCGCCCUCCGCGAACCCGCCACGACUUCAUUCGGCUCCAACCAACAAUCCGACGAGUUAUCUGACAGACAUCCUAAGUUCCGCUACAUCGAACUGCCUGCUAUAACACCCGUAGGUGUGGGCGCCGCGUCUCUACCGGAUGUCCGCGAAGCCCCAAAUCCGAAUAUUGCAGCUACACAGCUGGACGCGCAGCUCGCGCUGUCAUGGCAGAAGGUCUUCUUCGCGGGACAGGCUUGUGAUGGUAAAUUACCCGAUGCAGCGGCGCGACAGCAUCAAGUUGUUGUUAUGAGGAGAGGUGGGUGCUCGUUCUCGGAGAAAUUAGCGAAUAUUCCGUCGUUUGCGCCCGGAAAGGGUUCAUUACAGGUAGUUGUUGUGGUUUCGGAUGAUGAGGACGAUGGUACAGGAAACGAGGAUGAAGACGAAGAUGAGGUCGGAGGUGAGAGCAGGACUGGUAGAAGAGGUGGAAGGGAAAGCGACAGUGCGCUGAAAUUUAUACGCCCGCUUUUAGAUGAACCGCAGACUACGCCGUCGGGCAUACUAAGGCAUAGACCUAUUGCUAUGCUUAUGACUGGUGGUGGGAGUGAAGCGUAUGAAUUGCUCAAGACGGCGAAGAGUGUGGGCAUGAGGAGGAGGUACCAUGUCGAAAGCCAAGGGUUGAGGAUUGGGAAUUUAGUUGUGCUGUGA
Molecule: messenger RNA, 3276 nt
Organism: Hypoxylon trugodes
Lineage: Eukaryota; Fungi; Ascomycota; Sordariomycetes; Xylariales; Hypoxylaceae
Product: glycoside hydrolase family 47 protein
Exons: 2
Coding region: 1-3276 (1091 amino acids)
Biological process (GO): mannose trimming involved in glycoprotein ERAD pathway; carbohydrate metabolic process; endoplasmic reticulum mannose trimming
Cellular component (GO): endoplasmic reticulum; membrane
Molecular function (GO): calcium ion binding; mannosyl-oligosaccharide 1,2-alpha-mannosidase activity
Source: RefSeq, a predicted model, not a curated record